AUGGAUAUGGACAAUUUUCUUGAUUUUAUCGAAUGGGUAGAAUAUGUGGGAGAAGCAGGUUCAGCAGGAAGGAUGCCCAAACGGUACAUAAGAGAUGCGCAGAAUCCUUUUGAAUUUUAUGAAGAUGUUGAAUUCAAGCGACGGUAUAGAUUCUCAAAAUGUAUAGUGAUAGAUGAAAUGUUGCCACUUGUAGCAUGUGGACUAAAUUUAGAAAUUUUAAAUCUUGUUGCAAGACAUCCAGGUUCUACACAUGACAAUGUUAUAUUUGGACAAAGUGGUCUACAAGUAAAAUUUGAAAAUAAUGAAGUACAAGACACAAAUAGAAAAAAGCUGGAAGACUUAUUGCCUCAGGCCUUGAAGUCUUCCACAGAAGCAGAGUCAAUUCGGCAGAAAUUUGAAGACAGACAGUUACACGCCUUCAAGCCUAUUCAUUUGGCAGCUUCUCUCCUGGAUCCCAGAAGCCAGGAAUUAAUAAUGAUAGCACAACAACAAACUGACCGUUGUGAAGUAAUAUGUCAAAUCGGACGAAACAUCAAUAACAUUGAUGAUCAAAAUCUUAUGGUAGAACUUGCUAUGUACAGAUAUCGAGAGAGCAUUUGGAGAAAGAAGUUUGUUUGGAAGACUGCUGAAAAUGAAAGCAUAAGUGCUUUGUUAUGGUGGAAAACCUUUUAUCAAAAUACUGACUUAGAAAAGGUUGCAAUAAGAAUUUUAAGUGUGCCCUCAACAUCUGCCUCUGUGGAAAGAUCCUCCACGUUCUCAUUUGUACAUGAUAAGAAGCGACAUAAACGGAAUACCAACAGAGCAGGAAAACUAUGCUACAUUGUUCAUAACUGCAAAGCUUGGGAGCUUGGGGCAAUAGGGGUAGAAGAAGCGCCGUUGCCUGAGUGCAUCGUCUCCAUAGAUCUUGCAAGUCUCGAUUCAAUAUUAGCAAUGUUAGAAGACAGCUCUGUUUGA
Acanthoscelides obtectus is the source of this 954-nucleotide messenger RNA. Lineage: Eukaryota; Metazoa; Arthropoda; Insecta; Coleoptera; Chrysomelidae. The record is from the annotation of a GenBank genome assembly.